AUGAUUCGAGCUAUACGUGCUUGUAAAACUGCUGCAGAGGAGCGUGCUGUUGUGAGAAAAGAAUGUGCUGCUAUUCGUGCCGCAAUUAGUGAAAAUGACAAAGAUUAUAGGCAUCGCAAUCUUGCGAAGCUCAUGUUCAUUCACAUGCUUGGCUACCCCACACAUUUUGGUCAAAUGGAAUGCCUGAAGUUAAUUGCAUCUCCUGGAUUCCCCGAGAAGAGAAUUGGAUAUCUUGGCCUCAUGUUACUACUUGAUGAGAGACAAGAAGUUCUGAUGUUAGUUACCAACUCAAUAAAGCAAGAUCUGAGUCAAACCAACCAAUAUAUUGUUGGACUGGCUCUUUGUGCAUUGGGGAAUAUCUGUUCUGCAGAAAUGGCGCGCGAUCUUGCACCGGAAGUUGAGCGAUUACUUCAAUUUAGGGAUCCAAAUAUCAGGAAGAAAGCAGCAUUGUGCUCUAUAAGGAUUAUAAAGAAAGUUCCAGACCUGGCAGAAAACUUUAUAAAUCCUGCUGCUUCUUUAUUGAAAGAAAAACACCAUGGAGUCUUAAUAACAGGCGUUCAGCUUUGUACAGAUCUAUGUAAAGUCAGCUCAGAGGCUCUUGAGUAUUUCAGAAAGAAAUGUACAGAUGGUCUAGUCAAAGUUCUAAAGGAUGUUGCAAACAGUUCAUAUGCACCUGAGUAUGAUGUUUCGGGGAUUACAGAUCCUUUUCUUCAUAUUAGAUUGCUCAAGCUUUUGCGUGUGUUGGGCCAGGGAGAUGCUGAUGCCAGUGAUAGUAUGAAUGAUAUUCUUGCUCAGGUGGCAACCAAAACUGAGUCAAAUAAAAAUGCAGGGAAUGCAAUUCUAUAUGAAUGUGUUUCAACAAUAAUGAUCAUUGAGGAUAGUGGUGGUUUAAGAGUGCUAGCUGUCAAUAUUUUGGGAAGAUUUUUGUCCAGCCGUGAUAACAAUAUCAGAUAUGUUGCAUUGAACAUGCUGAUGAAGGCUAUUUCUCUAGACCGUCAAGCAGUGCAGAGGCAUCUCACUACUAUAUUGGAAUGUGUAAAGGAUUCAGAUACUUCUAUCCGGAAACGGGCCCUUGAGCUUGUAUAUCUUCUGGUGAAUGAAAGCAAUGUGAAGUCUUUGACAAAGGAGCUAAUUGACUAUCUUGAGAUAAGUGACCCAGAGUUUAAGGGAGAUCUCACUGCCAAAAUUUGCUCCAUUGUGGAGAAAUUUUCUCCUGAGAAAAUAUGGUACAUUGAUCAGAUGCUUAAAGUUCUGCCCAAGGCUGGAAAUUAUGUGAAGGAUGAAGUCUGGCAUGCCCUCAUCGUCGUGAUUACCAAUGCUUCAGACCUCCAUGGAUAUACUGUCCGGUCUCUGUAUAGAGAGCUACAAACAGCAGGUGAACAGGAAACUCUUGUUAGAGUUUCUGUUUGGUGCAUUGGAGAAUAUGGUGAGAUGCUGGUUGGUAACGUUGGAAUGCUCAAUCAAGAGGAUCCAAUAACUGUAACUGAGUCUGAUGCUGUGGAUGUUGUAGAAACUGUCAUUAGACGCCAUUCUUCAGAUCUAACUACUCGGGCAAUGUGUCUGAUUUCUUUGUUAAAGCUGUCAAAUCGUUUCCCUUCCUGUUCGCAGAGGAUAAAUGAUAUUGUCAUUCAUUAUAAAGGAAGCCUUGUACUUGAACUGCAACAGAGAGCCAUUGAAUUUAAUUCUAUUAUCGAGAAGCAUCAGAAUAUUAGGUCAGCAUUGGUUGAAAGAAUGCCGGUCCUUGACGAGGCAACCUAUAGAGGAAGGAGGGAAGGUUCUGUGGCAGCAGCUGUUUCUACUUCCCAAGGAGCUCCACUAAAUUUUCCAAAUGGAGUUGCUAAACCCACUUCAAUUCCACUUGUUGAUUUGCUUGAUUUUAGUUCAGACGAUGUUCCGGCACCUAGCUCGUCUGGUGGAGAUUUUCUUCAGGAUCUUCUUGGCGUUGAUCUAUCGCCAGCUUCUUCACAACCAGGAGGGAAUCAGGCUCAAAAGAGCGGUACUGAUGUGUUACUUGAUCUUUUAUCAAUUGGAACACCUCCCGCUCAAAGUAGCCUUUCCAUGGUUGACAUGUUAUCAUCUGUUCAAGAUGACAAAAGUCCAGUGGAUAAAUUAUACAAACUGGGUUCCGCUUCUUUGCCUCCUGCACAAGCCUCUCCUGCCGUUGGAAAUUCUCCUACGAUGGAUUUGUUGAAUGGUUUUGGACCCAUCUCAUCGGCGCCUGAAAACAAUGGCUCAACCUAUCCAUCACUCAUAGCAUUUGAAAGCAGCUCCUUAAGAGUGACCUUCAACUUCUCAAAGCAGCCUGGAAACCCGCAGACGACACUUGUUGAGGCUCAAUUUGAGAACAAGUCACCUAAUGCGUACUCGAAUUUUAUUUUCCAGGCAGCUGUCCCAAAGUUUCUUCAACUGCACUUGGAUCCAGCUAGUAGUAAUACUCUUCCUGCAAGUGGUAACGGAUCAAUCACACAGAAGCUUCAACUUACAAACAGCCAGCAUGGGAAGAAAUCCCUUGUAAUGCGCAUACGGAUAGGGUUCCUUAAAAUUUGGUGCUUCGAGCGGCAGCAGUAUAACUCAGGAUUACCCCUUUGUCGGUUUUCUCCCUUGCAAGGGUGGUUGAAUGUACAUUUUGAUGUGAGAUUCAUGAAAGUGAUGGUGGAAUGA
This is a messenger RNA of Fraxinus pennsylvanica, 2661 nucleotides long. The record is from the annotation of a GenBank genome assembly. Lineage: Eukaryota; Viridiplantae; Streptophyta; Magnoliopsida; Lamiales; Oleaceae.